AUGCACCUUGCAAUAAUAGGCGCAGGCAUAACCGGCACAACCCUCUCCCUAGCCCUCUCCGCCCGCGACAUCCCUCACACCGUGUACGAGCAAUCCCGCCACCCGACCGAGCUGGGCGCCGGGCUCGGGCUGGGGCCCAACGCGGCCCGGGCGCUGCGCAUCGCCCAUCGCGGGGUGUAUGAGCGGUUCUUGGAGGGGAAAGAGGCAGAAAAAGAGGAGGAGGAGGAGAAGGAGGAAGAGAAGGUGUGGAUCGAUUUCCUCGACGGCACCUCCCCCCUUGAAGCGCGCGACCUGUCGCCCGCUUUCAGAAUCCCCUGCCCCUAUCCCGAGGGUCAUGGCGCGGUGCAUCGUGCGCGGUGGUUGGAAGAGUUGAUGGGAAUGGUUGGGGAGGGGACGGUGCAGUUUGGGAAGCGGUUGGAGCGGAUUGAGGAUCCGGGCGUUGGGGAGAAGAAGGUGGUGCUGCAUUUCGAGGACGGCACCACCGCUGAAGCGGACGCGGUAAUUGGUUGUGACGGGGUCAAGUCCAAGGUCAGGGAGGUGCUGGUUGGGGGGAAGGAUAAGGAGGGGGCGAAGUGCGGGUAUAGUGGUAAGUAUGCGUAUCGGUGUAUGAUUCCGAUGGAUCGGGCUAUGGAGGAGCUUGGGCCGGCGAGGGCGGGGUGCUCGAGUUUAUGGAUGGGCCACGGCAGACAUGUGCUCACCUUCCCCGUCGGCCGCGCCGGCCCAGACCAGCUCCUGAACCUGGUAGCCUUUGUGACGGACCCGAACGAGUCCUGGCCGAGCCAGGACGCGAGGAGCUUUACCCUCCCCGCCACGAGAGACGAUGCGCUGCGCGACUUUGAGCAGGGUAGCUUCAGCAACACUGUCCAGAGGUUACUGCGGCUCACGAAGGACAAGAUGGACAAGUGGGGCCUCUUCGACCUCGCCGCCCAACCCCUGCCCAGCUUCUACUCGGGCCGCAUCCUGGUCAUCGGAGACGCCGCCCACGCCAGCACGCCGCACCACGGAUCCGGCGCUGGAUUCUGCAUGGAGGACGUGGCAGUUCUCUUGUCCUUGCUCGAGGAAAUCACUAGUACUAGUACUAGCACUAGCACUAUGGACGAGCACGACCAUGACAGCUCCAGCUCCAGCCCCAGCAACAACAACCAGGCCCACCAUCAAAUCCAGGCCGUGUUCGCCGCGUUUGACGCCAGCCGCCGCGAGCGGGACCAAUGGCUAGUCCAGAGCAGCCGGCGCGCGGCCGACCUGUACGAGUGGCGGCUGCCGAACACGGGCAAGGAGCAUUUCGAAUCCAUGCGGAAAGACAUCGAGGAACGGCAGGCGGUGUGUUGGGGGAUUGAUCUGGACCGGGCGAUCGCGGACGCUAGGGAAGACCUCAGGAGACGGCUGGCUGUGGCCCAGUAG
Chaetomium strumarium is the source of this 1401-nucleotide messenger RNA. RefSeq lists its product as uncharacterized. Gene Ontology annotation, molecular function: FAD binding. Gene Ontology annotation, biological process: secondary metabolite biosynthetic process. The coding region runs from base 1 to 1401 and encodes 466 amino acids. The transcript has 4 exons. The record is from RefSeq and is a predicted model, not a curated record. Lineage: Eukaryota; Fungi; Ascomycota; Sordariomycetes; Sordariales; Chaetomiaceae.